UGAGCAUCUGUCAUAUACCUGCGAAGUCGCGGGUCCCGGGCCCCCUCCCCUCCACACCCGGUGCCACAUCGGUAGAAUUCGUGUCCGGACCGGUCUGACUGGCCUCGUGCGGGCCACCCCGGUCACCAUGGCCUCUGAGGCACUGGGACCUGGCCCACAGGACACAGGACGAGAGGGUAGACUGCUGCCAUCACCACUCCAGGCUGGGCCAUGGACCCACAUGAGAUGGUCGUCAAGAACCCGUAUGCCCAGGUCAGCAUCCCCCGGGCUCACCUGCGGCCAGACCUGGGGCAGCAGCUGGAGGCGGCUCCCUCUUCCUGGGAGUCACAGCCUCUACCUGCAGGGUCCUGCCCCUCAGAGCCCACCCGGCUCCUGCAGCCCACUGAGGAGGCCCCAGGGAGCAAGGAUGCCAAGGGUGCCAAGGGGGCCACCCAGACCCAGGGCCAACAGGCCUGGCUGCAGCCCGGCAACCCUUAUGGUAGUGGGCAGCACCCAGCAGGACUGACCUAUGCUGGCCGGCCCCCCAUGGGGCGCGGGGAUGACAUCGCCCACCACUGCUGCUGCUGUCCUUGCUGCUCUUGCUGUCAUUGCCCUCGCUUCUGCCGCUGCCACAGCUGCUGCUGCAUCGUCUCCUAGCCCAGCAGCCACACCAGUGCCCACAUACUUGGGGCAGCCACUGGACCAUUGUCAUGGGUGUUGGCCACUUCCCACCCCAGACAGGAGCAGCUACCUGGCAAGAAGGCCAACAACCCGGCUCCGGCACCUUGCCAGAGAGGCGGGACACCUGCUGUGGUGGCAGCCCUGGGUAUACCCCCCUUUGCCUCCCUGGAGGCCCAUGGCCCAGGCAAUAAAGCAGUGAGCUAUGUUCUGGUUA
This is a messenger RNA of Canis lupus familiaris (dog), 874 nucleotides long. It is a transcript of the gene CYSRT1, whose product is annotated as cysteine rich tail 1. The record is from RefSeq and is a predicted model, not a curated record. Bases 211 to 636 code for a protein of 141 amino acids. NCBI's taxonomy places the organism in Eukaryota, Metazoa, Chordata, Mammalia, Carnivora, Canidae. The transcript is spliced from 3 exons.